Messenger RNA from Anopheles gambiae (African malaria mosquito), 1000 nucleotides. RefSeq names its product homeobox protein Hox-D1. The record is from RefSeq and is a predicted model, not a curated record. The transcript is spliced from 3 exons. NCBI's taxonomy places the organism in Eukaryota, Metazoa, Arthropoda, Insecta, Diptera, Culicidae. The coding region runs from base 142 to 462 and encodes 106 amino acids.
CACCGGAUAACCGUUGAUCGUCAGUCAGUUCUCAAACGCCUUCAGUACAGCCGGCCAAGCAAAGCCACUCGUGGAAGUGAUCUAACGCUUCGUUUCUGUUGCGAUCCAAAAACAAACCAAAGCACCUUAUCUUAUUCUACAAUGGCAUCGUUCAAAGUAACCCUGUUCUUCGCCCUCGUCGCCCUCGUUGCGAUCGUGUCGGCCAUCCCUGCCCCGCAGCAACCGGCCGCAGCCCGGCAACCGAUUGAGCCGCGUCCUGCAGCGGCCGCAGAAGCAGCGGACGAGCUGGAGGCCGGCGCCGACGACAAGGACCUGAAGGGGGCUUCCUCCUUCGGCUACGGCUACUACGGCGGCUACCCGGGAUACUACGGAUACGGCUAUCCCGGCUACUCCUACAGCUAUGGAUGGGGUCGCUACCCGUACUACCGCUACGGAGGACUGUACGGUGGAUACUGGUACUAGAGUGUGCUAGCCCAGAGCUUGCCCCCCCACCCUCUAGUUAGCCCAUUGCCAUCAUACGCACCCGGAUAAGCGAACGCAACGCAUGGAACUUCUGUCUCACCGGCAAAACAUCAAACCUUUAGUCUGUAGGAUCAUCGUCCACCUGAACCCUUCCAUCACUGAUCUUCCCCCCUUUCCCCGCCGUUCUUCCGAUCACAAACUUGACUCAAACACUUUAUUUAAGCAAUAGCAAAUAGUUUUCCACUUCUUUUUUUCCUGUUUUGUUCUGGACGCUACUGUGUCCAGGGUUUUUUUUCAACAAUUUGCCCAAAUACCGUUUCCGUGGGCGGUAAGCCGUUCCGUCGUUUCGGUACACGUAGUUCAUCUUUUCUGUGUUCUAUCGUUCUAUUUAUGAAGCAAAGCAAAGCAAACACAAAAAAACCAAAACGCUGCCGUUCGAUUAACGAAACAAGCAAAGCAAAACAACAAAGCAAAAAAAACUGGAAACUUUUGUAUAUAAUGGUUAUCCUUUUUUCUAAUAAAAAGAGCAUAAACAGUA